UGGCCCGUGCACCAACGUACUUCUCGAAUCACGUCGCCUUUCAGAUAGCAUUGAAUCUCUCUAGAGUCGAGUUCUUGAUUUGUUACCAUUGAUUUCAGGUGCAUGCGUCAAACAUUCGAUACAAAACCUCAACUGCUCGCUAAAGCGGUCCUUACCUUUGCGUGUCAGUCUAUCACGAGGCCCGGAUUGCUGAGGUUUGAACACCAGACGCCAGUGUUCCUAUCCUCUCUUCGUCAUGCAGACCAACUACUUCGUCUGCACCCUUGGUCAAGCCGCCACCUUGAAUCGUCAGCCGAACCCUUACACGACGAUUGGGCAAUUUGUAGAUUACCAAGCACUACACAAUCCCUACAUUUCAGCCGUUGGAUUUCCUGUACCCCGACCACAACAGAAUAAAUGGAGCUACAAGGUCCUCACUUUCGCGGAUGUCGCACGAGGCGUGAACGUGCUUGCAGAAAAACACCUGCAAGCUUUGGGCAGAGCUCCAGAAGCUCCAGAAACAGUAGCGCUACUCUGUCACAGCUCGCCUGAAUUCCUAUUCACGUGGCUGGCAUUGAUGAGACUAGGUUACUCAGUACUACUGAUUGCACCUCAAUGCCAGCCUGCCGCAAUAUUACAUCUUUACAAGUCUUGUCAAGCAUCUACCUUGUUCUAUGAUAUCGCACACGCAGAGCGGGCAGAACAAACUUCUUCUUUGGCGAAAGAGGAAGAUGCGGCUGGUUUCGAUUCACGGCCACUGCUUCUGCGUGAAGGAGAAGAUAUCUACGAGGUCAUCAGUGAGGCAGUGCAGACCAGCUUCAAAACGCCGACUUUAGAUGAGACCGCGGUUGCCUAUCUACACCACACUUCUGGAACCUCAUCUGGUUUACCAAAGCCCAUACCACAGUCCCAUCGAGCAGGCUUAGGCGUCCUUCCUCACCUACCUACAACUCCAAUGAAGUCAACGUUCACCACAACGCCUCUUUACCAUGGAGGAAUUGCUGAUUUGUUCCGGGCAUGGACUAGCAAUUCUCUGAUCUGGUUGUUCCCAGGCAAGGAUGUACCCAUCACAGCUAGAAACAUUUGCAGCAGUCUGGAAGUGGCAGAGUCCCAUGCAGCUUUUGAAGGGAAUCCGGGCGUGAAGUAUUUUUCAUCAGUGCCAUAUGUGCUGCAAAUGAUGGAAUCUGACGAGCACGGUUUGACUUAUCUGCAAAAGAUGGACAUCGUCGGUGUUGGAGGCGCAGCGUUGCCAGCGGAGGUGGGUGAUCGCCUUGCAAAGAGCGGCGUGAAUCUCAUCUCACGGUUUGGAAGUGCUGAAUGCGGCUUUAUCAUGUCAUCCUUUCGCGACUUUUCAGCGGACAAGGACUGGCAGUACUUGCGGAAUUACAAUCCAGAGAAGCUGUUGAGCUUCGAGUCGCGCGAAGACGGCCUUGCCGAGCUUGUAAUCAAGCAGGGUUGGCCUCAUAUGGCCAAACAAAACCGUUCAAACGGAUCAUUCGCAACCGCAGAUCUAUUCGCUCCACAUCCCUCAAUCACAGAUGCUUGGAUAUACAACUCUCGUGCCGACUCCCAGCUAACUCUCAUCACCGGUAAAAAGUUCGAUCCUGCGCCACUCGAGGACGCCAUUGCCACAUCACCCUACUUGGGCGACGUUCUGAUAUUUGGUACCAAUCGGCCCUAUCCAGGGGCACUGUUACUCCGAUCCGAGAAGGGCGGCACAAUGACUGAUCCUGAGCUACUCGAUGUACUCAAGCCUGUUGUAGAGAAGCUCAAUCGCGACAGCCAGGACCACGCCAGAAUCCCUCACGAUAUGUUGGUACCUCUACCGUAUCAAGAACCACUCGAGAAGAGCAGUAAGGGAACUCUUAUCCGUAGAGCGGCAGAGGCCAGGUUUGAGAACACUAUCAAUCGUGCUUACGAAGAACGAGACUCGCCCCAAUCGACUGACGUAUCUGAUGAGGACUUGCCGCAACACCUCAAAGGCCUGAUACAGACCAUUACAUCUCAGUCCGCAGAACUGACGGAUGAUAUGGAUCUAUUCUCGUAUGGUGUUGAUUCCAUUGCGUGUAUGCAGCUACGAUCACGACUGAGAGGGCUGAUACCGGAUUGCGAUAAACCACUGCCGAUGAGCGUUAUCGAGGACUGUGGUUCAAUCCAGCGCCUAACGAAUUACGUGUUACAAAAGAGACACGGAGAGUCUGGUGUCUUCGAAGAAGAUGAAGAACAACUCAUGCUAGACCUCGUCAAACAGUAUGGCUCUUUCGAAGAUAGUCCGCUACAGCCUGCUACAAAUGGACAGUUGGGGAGUAGCAGAUCUCGGGACGUUGUGGUGUUGACUGGAGCCACCGGUGCUCUCGGAGCACACAUCUUGGAUUUGCUCCAGAGAUCUGAGUCAGUUGAGACUGUGUAUUGCCUUGUGAGAGGAGCAGACGAAGACGAGGCUAAAAAGCGAGUGAAUAUGGCACUCGAGCAAAGAGGUUUGAUGAACCUGCUCGUGUCGGAUAGAACCGAUGCAAAAGUCAAGGUGAUACCAGCGCAGCUCGGCGACGAACGCCUUGGCUUGAGCGAUUUGCUCUAUGAUCAGUUAGCGGAAAGAGCAACCUGCAUCAUUCACGUGGCGUGGACGGUGAAUUUCCGCCUGAAGCUCCGAAGCUUUGUCAAAGACAACAUAGCAGGUGUCAGAAACCUGCUCAAUCUCGCGUUGAGUGCGCAACGUUCGAGCCCUCCACGCUUCGCCUAUUGUUCGUCCACGGCCGCGGUCAUGAACAGUGAAGUAGAUCAGUCCGGCGGCUGGCCCGAAAAGCUUCUACACGACCCUUCUUCAGCAUCUCCGCUUGGCUACUCUAGGUCAAAGUGGGUCGCAGAGCAUAUCUGUGCUGAAGCUGAUAGCCGGACGAGUCUUCGCGGUCGGAUUGCUGUCGUCCGUGUCGGGCAGCUUGCAGGAGACUCGAAGUCUGGGGUAUGGAACACCAAGGAGGCAUGGCCAAUGAUGUUGAGCACUGCAAGCAUUAUCAAAUGUCUACCUGAUCUAAGCGAUGAAGUUCUCGAUUGGUUACCUGUUGAUGUUGCGGCACAAGCUUUCCUAGAGUCAACAAGGAAGGAGAACUGCAAUCAGACGGAGAUACCGGUAUAUCACGUCUUGAAUCCGCAUCGUCAGCCGACUUGGCACGAUAUGCUGCUCUGGUUAAAGCAAAAGGCGGACUUUGAGAUCGUCUCGCCGCAAAACUGGCUGCAGCGGUUGGAGGAAAGUAACACUGAGCAUUCAGCAAAGAAGUUGCUAGGUCUGUGGAAGGAAGCGUAUGGUGACGGUUCGCAAGACACUUCGUCAAGGAGACCAUAUUUCGCCAUGGAGAAGAGCAAGGAGUGUAUACCGGUGUUAAGAGGUAUAAAGCCGCUUGACGAGGCCUACUUACAGAGGGUGUGGGAGUGGGUGCAAGCGAACGUGCGCUAAUCAAAACGCAUGUGUCGGUGGUGGGUCCACAUACCGCAAAUGCUGACCGGUGAUUCAACUUUCAAGAGUGUGAGCUAACGGCGGGCGAAAGACGGACGCAGUAGCAAAUCUUGAAUUUGCUAGUCGGCCACCCGAACAUUACAAAUUGCUGUCGUUUCCUUGAGCAGACUAGUUGAUGGGCCCUUCAUUCAGCGACAUCUUCACGUAUGCACAACAGUCUCCAAUUGGGUCCAACCGACUAUCUCGCAAAACGCAAAACCGGACAAGAGGGGCCAGUGGUUUUAUUAUAAUGUUUCCCUAGUUGGAGCAUAUGUGUUCAACUGGAAGUAAUCAAUCACGAUUUCACCGCACUUGCUCGGAUACAGUGAAUCAGUCUCGCUCGAACGUCAGUGAUGUGGCACAG
Molecule: messenger RNA, 3833 nt
Organism: Boeremia exigua
Lineage: Eukaryota; Fungi; Ascomycota; Dothideomycetes; Pleosporales; Didymellaceae
Product: male sterility protein-domain-containing protein
Exons: 3
Coding region: 236-3430 (1064 amino acids)
Molecular function (GO): phosphopantetheine binding
Source: RefSeq, a predicted model, not a curated record